This is a messenger RNA of Puccinia triticina, 2748 nucleotides long. RefSeq lists its product as uncharacterized. Lineage: Eukaryota; Fungi; Basidiomycota; Pucciniomycetes; Pucciniales; Pucciniaceae. Gene Ontology annotation, molecular function: protein binding. The coding region runs from base 1 to 2748 and encodes 915 amino acids. The record is from RefSeq and is a predicted model, not a curated record. The transcript has 8 exons.
AUGCUGGCAGAUAGGCUCAAAGUGCUAGUGCGCAUUUCAAUCAUCUUUGAUGUACUUAACAGUAAUAUCUCAACCACUGCACUUGGUGUGAAGCUUUCUUCUUAUUCAGUUCAGCGUCGAAGUUUGAAUGAGCCUCUCCUAGACAAGGAAUUUACUGGUACCAGUAAAUUUCCUCGUGCUAACAGUGAAAAUCAACUUGAUAAACUGGGUGGCAGUCCGAAGGAUGCUACGAUACCUGUAGGUGCAGAUGGAGGGCAAACUGGAAAACCUAGCAGUAUCCUAGGAAAUGACGGCAAAAAAUUUGUAUUGGGAGAUUCUGAUAUAGAAAGCGGGCAGGCUGUUAAACGCAAGGCCAGUGAAGUUGACGAAGUGCAAACGCCUCUCAUUCAGCCUAAAAAGCAGCGUACUCACGGUUCAUUCAAUGAAAUCGGAGAAAAACAUGAGAAAGAGUCGAGGUUCUUUUCCUCGUCCGAAAAUCAUGUUUAUAAAUAUGAUAAGCAAAUUCAUACACCAACACUUGAGCUAUUGGAUAACGGUUUUUACAAAUCAACCUGCUUCCAAGAUCCCAAUCCAUCCAACUCUGAAGAACCAAAUGGAUGGUGCAUAGUCAUCAACUCUACAAUCAAUCAUGGUCAAGGUUUUGUGGUUGUUGCACCCACAAAAUACUUGGAAGGAUUCUUUAAAAAGGGACUCAAAUUAUCAGACGAUCCGCCAGAUUUUGGUGCCGGAAGGAUUGUCCAGAUGCCGGAGAAAGGUGGUAAGGGAGUCGUAGCUGCCCGUAAACUCGAAAGGGGCGAUUACGUCCAACAGCUAUACCCGGUUGCACUGUUUACGAGGACGGAACCAGUGUGGGAAACUCCCUUUGGUCAAAGUAUUCAGCGACAAGCCAUUGAUCAUUUGCCACUGCAAACGCGGGCUGCUUUAUCGCGUCUUGCCGGAAGCGGUCAGACUGAGGAUGAAUUUAUCUCUCGUAUGAUUGGGGCCAACACUUUUUCAACCUAUCAUAUGGCUGGAGAAAAUGAUCUUGAGUUGAGUGCACUAUAUUUGGGCGCCUCGCGAUUCAAUCACUCCUGCAAGCCAAAUGUAUAUUACUACAUUGAUCACGAGACUCAGCUAAUGCAUAUAAAGGCUUAUGAGCCAAUUGAAGUGGGCGAGGAACUUACUAUAUCUUACGUCUUCCAAGAGUUGUAUCAGGAAGAUCGGCAAAGAAGACUAAGAGAUCUCUAUGGUUUUGAUUGCACUUGCCCACAUUGCUUGCUGAGUGAGGAACUUGUGGAGCAGUCCGAUCGACGAAUUUGGAGGCUCAAGGAGCUCAGGGAGCUCUCCAAAAAAUCAAAUCUUUAUCCGAGUGAAAUCAAGCAAUUUCUCAAAUUUGCUGAGAUAGAAAGAAUUCCCAAGUUCAUAGCUCGUGCCAGCCUGAUUGCUGCUCACUUUUCCAAUUCAAAAAAAGAAAUGGAACAAGUAAAAGAGCAUGCAGAGAAAGCCAAAUUUAUGGGAGAUCUUGAGGGUGGAAUUAACUGGUCUGCUGAAGACGUCAAGGAUUUGGAAGCACUUCUUGAUGAGCCUGAUAAGCACGGCUCUCAUUUGUCAUACAAAGUCCAGGGAAUUGAAGGAACAGAUGGGAAAAAACCUGGUUUCUUCUCUUCAUCCAAAAAUCCUGUUUAUAAAUACGAUAAAGAAAUUCCUGAGCCAAAACUUGAGCCAUUGAAUAAAGGUUUUUACAAAUCGACCUGCUUCCAAGAUCCCAAUCCAUCCAACUCUGAAGAGCCAAAUGAUUGGUGCAUCCUCAUAAACUCCACCAUCAACCACGGUCAAGGAUGUGUUAUCAUCGCCCCCAAAAAGCACUUGGAAAAUUUCUUUGAAGAUGGACUCAACCUUUCAGACGAUCCACCAAAAUUGGCCGCCGUAGAGACUGUCACAAUGCCUGAAAAAGGUGAUAUGGUGGGAGCAGUGGCUGCUCGUAAACUUGAGACCGGUGAUGAUAUCAAAAAGAAAUACCCCGUUGGAUUGUUUCCAGAAAAGGAACCGAUAUGGAAAACUCCCUUGGGUGAUAGUAUUCGACGACAAGCCAUUGAUCAUUUACCGCCCCAGACGCGGGCUGCCAUCUCACGUCUUCCCGGAUGGGGUGCGACCGAGGACGAGUUUAUUUCUUUUGUGAUUGGGGCCAACAGUUUAUCAACCUAUCACAAUGUUUCAGGAAAUUCAAUUCCUUUUGCUGCGUUGUACUUGGACGCACAAUUUGAUCAUUCCUGUAGACCCAAUGUAUGGUACUCCAUUGAUGAAAAAACGCAGCUAUUGCAUAUGAAGGCGUUUGGAUCUAUUGCAGCUGGCGAGGAACUUACCAUAACUUAUUGUGUUCCAGAAUUGCAGCGUGCGGCUCGGUACAGAGAGUUGAGGGAAUUCUUUGGUUUUGAUUGCACUUGCUCGCAUUGUCUGAUGAGUGAGGAGCUUGGAGAGAGGUCAGAUGAAAAUGUUCUGCGAAUCAUCCAGCUGUAUCAUUGGUCCAGAAAGAAAAAUCUUUCCCCUGCUCAAGCCAAGGAAUUUGUUAAAAUUAGCGAGGAGGAAAAAAUCCCCAGGCAAAUAGCACUUGCACACCUGUUGGCAGCUAAAGUGCACAACUCAAAAGAUGAAGUAAUGAAAGUGCAUUUAGAGAGAGCAAAAUUCAUUGGUGACCUUCUAUGCGGACAAAACUGGUCAAAAAGUGACCAAGAAGAUUUGGAAAGACUUCUUAGAGAAAUUGAAAAUUAG